Racocetra fulgida is the source of this 364-nucleotide messenger RNA. The record is from the annotation of a GenBank genome assembly. Lineage: Eukaryota; Fungi; Glomeromycota; Glomeromycetes; Diversisporales; Gigasporaceae.
AUGCAAUCUGAAGAUAAUUUGACUGCGGAAUGUUCUAACGCUUCCAAAAAUUCUGGUGAUGAACUUACCGAAGAGACAAUUACCGACGAAACGAUUACGCAAAUUGAUCCCUCAUUUUGGGAUGAUUAUGAAAAGUUGGACCUUAAUGAAGAACGUUUGAAUCGUUACGCUAAUGAGCUGUCUUCUGAAUCAACAUCUAAAUUCACUGCCACCCCUACUAACGUCAAUGGGAGGGAAGAUGGAUCUAGCAGAUCCAAGAAAAGGAAAGUGAUUAUAGAUAGGCGAGAUAGAGCUAUAUCUCAUGCACUUGCUAACAUUGAUCGUUCGAAGGAAGUUGACCUUUGUUAUGUUUUAGAUUGCACUA